This is a messenger RNA of Chinchilla lanigera (long-tailed chinchilla), 5211 nucleotides long. It is a transcript of the gene Wnt9b, whose product is annotated as wingless-type MMTV integration site family, member 9B. Gene Ontology annotation, molecular function: frizzled binding; cytokine activity. Bases 1 to 1545 code for a protein of 514 amino acids. NCBI's taxonomy places the organism in Eukaryota, Metazoa, Chordata, Mammalia, Rodentia, Chinchillidae. Gene Ontology annotation, biological process: multicellular organism development; neuron differentiation; canonical Wnt signaling pathway. The record is from RefSeq and is a predicted model, not a curated record. The transcript is spliced from 4 exons. Gene Ontology annotation, cellular component: extracellular region.
AUGCCUUUAGGAGCAGGUCCCUCCUCCCCUGUGGCUCUGCCUGCGCCGCUGCCCGGAGAGUCUGAGUCUCCGUCCUGGCAAAUACGAGCAGCGUUCUGGGAAACAUCUACUGAGGCCGGUGCUGCGCACCCCUCCGUGACAGCCGGCCCCCCCGUUUACAAUCGGAGUCCCCCCAGGACUCCCUUUGUCCAGCAAGAGUCCUUUCCGCCAGUAAUCGAAGAUGAAUUUCUCCGGCUCCCAAAGACAGGCUCUGCGUUAGGGCGCCGCUUCCCUCCCUCGGAGUCCCGGGCUGCGGCUGGGAGACGCGCGCCGGCGGGGCCGGAGGCUGGACAAGGACGAGCGUUUCCCCCAGACUCCAGGCGCGGUCCCCGGUCCCCCACCCUCGGGAGCGGGACUGCCGUUACUCCACCCCGCGGUCUCCUCGGCCUCAGCCUGGCACCCCACCCCCUCCAGGCCCGCCCGGGGGCUUCGCGUUCCGCCUCUGCGUCCCGGGCGGGCACCGCGCCAGCACCCCCACGGCUCAUGCUUGCUUUUCUCAUCCUCUCCAGCUUGACCGGGAGGGAGGUCCUAACGUCCUUCCCAGGGCUGGGCACCGAGGCAGCCCCAACGCAGGGCAGUGCCCACCUGAAGCAGUGUGACCUGCUGAAGCUGUCCCGCCGGCAGAAGCAGCUGUGCAGGCGGGAACCUGGCCUGGCUGAGACCCUGCGGGACGCAGCACACCUUGGCCUGAUCGAGUGUCAGUUCCAGUUCCGGCAGGAGCGCUGGAAUUGCAGCCUGGAGGGAAGGACUGGCCUGCUCAAGAGAGGUUUCAAGGAGACUGCCUUCCUGUACGCGGUGUCCGCGGCCGCCCUCACCCAUGCGCUGGCCCGGGCCUGCAGUGCUGGGCGCAUGGAGCGCUGCACCUGUGAUGACUCCCCGGGCCUGGAAAGCCGGCAGGCCUGGCAGUGGGGUGUGUGCGGUGACAACCUCAAGUAUAGCACCAAAUUCCUGAGCAAUUUCCUGGGGCCCAAGAGAGGCAGCAAGGACCUGCGGGCUCGGGCCGACGCCCACAACACCCACGUGGGCAUCAAGGCUGUGAAGAGCGGCCUCAGGACCACCUGCAAGUGCCAUGGGGUGUCAGGAUCCUGUGCUGUGCGCACCUGCUGGAAGCAGCUCUCCCCCUUCCGCGAGACAGGCCAGGUGCUAAAGCUGCGCUAUGACUCGGCUGUCAAGGUGUCCAGUGCUACCAACGAGGCUUUGGGCCACCUGGAGCUGUGGGCACCUGCCAAGCCAGGUGGCCCUGCCAAAGGCCUGGCACCACGGCCUGGGGACUUGGUCUACAUGGAGGACUCCCCGAGCUUCUGCCGGCCUAGCAAGUAUUCUCCGGGCACAGCGGGCAGGGUGUGCUCCCGGGAGGCCAGCUGCAGCAGCCUGUGCUGUGGGCGUGGUUACGACACCCAGAGCCGCCUGGUGGCCUUCUCUUGCCACUGCCAGGUUCAGUGGUGCUGCUACGUGGAGUGCCAGCAGUGCGUGCAGCAGGAGCUUGUGUACACCUGCAAGCGCUAGGCACUGCACGGUGAGCCGGCCCGUGCCGCUGGGACCUUGGUGGCCCUGUGGGGCAGGUACACACAGUGUGCAUGUGGACACAGAUGGACAUGCCUGCGAACAUACGUGUGCCACUCCUCACUUUUCUGUCCCCACUCUACUCUCAGCCAGCUUCUUGUCUCCCACAGGACUCAGCAAACUCAGCGAAGGGUCCUGCCCUGAAUCCGAGGGUCUCUAACCUUGUGGAAGAUUUGGACCAGGAGCGCAGGCUGGGAAGGGAUAUGGAGGGAAUAAAGGAGACCUAAAGGAGGGCCGGAGUGAGGCAGUGCAGCGAGGGAGGGGUGUUCUGCCAUCUCCCAUUCCUGGGAUGCAUGGCCUGGAGCCAGCAAGCUGCUGGGAGGAGGCAGGAGAGACAGUGCCAGCUGCAAGCCUAGGUAGGCACCCAGCCAAGAUGGGUCGGUCCAGCCCUGCUCAGAUUGCCACGAGCUCUGGGUGCCAUGCACUCACACUGCUCUGGCGGUGGUGCUAGGAGCAAGGAAAUCUUUCUGGGUUUAGUGAAACCAAGUGAGAUCCAUGCCCUCAAGUCUCGCGUCCUUAAUUUGAUUUUUCAGACCUAGCUGUGCUGAGACCUCAUUCCUGUCUGCGUAGCUGAAUUUCUCACAGCUACCCAGCUCUGUUCAAAGAGGCUUCCAAGGCAGAUGAGGAAAGUGGGACAGCGAGUGGCCAGAGUGGGACACAACAGUGAACCUGCAGCUGGGCACCCUCCCCACUUCCCUGGUGGGCAAAGGAAACUUUGAUGGGAGCCCAAAGGAAGAGGGUGACAGCCACCUGGUGCCAGCAGGGAUGCACGAGCUCAGUGUUCCAGCUUGCGCUGGCGUGUGUUCUGGCCAACCCCUGUGGCUGUGGUCCCCCUGGGCUGGGAGCCCCCACAGCUGCUGAUAUUUGCAUUGCAGAAGGACUUGGACUCAUGAUCUGCGGUUCUGGUUACAUGUCUGUUCUCCCAGCUGCUUGUCUAAUUCAGGCCUUUGUCCUGGUAGUCUUUACUAAGCCUGGCUCCUCGGUGGCCUCUUUAAUAAUGGCCCCUUACUUGGGCCCCUGCCUGUGUAAUAGAAGUGACUUUGCUAACUUCUGUGGACCUGUAGACAUUUGCAGUACCACCUUCCAAGGCGCCGAGUGGAAGGAGGAGAGAGACUGCAUCCAUUUAUCGGCGCACACAGAUGCCUGCCCCACUGGGACCAGGUGGGUGGGUGGUUUCCAGGGAACAGCGCACAUCUCUGGCCCAGGACAAAGCUCUUGCAGCGGCUGGUUUGCUGGAGCCUAUGUGCUUCCCAAGAGCAGGGCCCGAGGCCAGCAGGGAGGAAGUGACCUCCUUCGGGAAGCUUGUAGCUGCUUGGCUGGCCUGCCGCGCCCUCUUGUACGCUUCCUUUCUCCCUGAACCUGGGGCUGCUGACCCUCCGCUGAAACAGGAAAUCCAGAAUCAGCCGAGUGCACAGAACUCUUGGGAAGUCCAGCUCCAGGAAGAAGGCCAGAGGCCCAACAGCCUCCCUGAGACCUUCACAGCCAGAGGAGCCACUCUGUCUUCGGGGACUCGAGGCAGUCCGGGGAUGCUGGAAGGACCUUUGAUGGUGGAGGCACGGAUGCGAAGCCAAAACGACUUCACACCCCUCGCUAGAACGAUUUUGCUGACCCUGGCAGCUGGCCCAUGUCUUGGCAGAAGGAGAGAAGAGUGUGUUAGCCUGGUUUUCUAACUUCGUUCUAUUUCUCCUCUCUGCACGGAGACUCGUUCUCUGCCAGUGGGAUCCAUCUUCCCUCUGUGACUCCAGCACUGCUUCUACCGUGGCUCAGCCCUGGGCUGCACUGGCGGGAGGAGGGACUUGGGAGCCACUCAGGGGCCAGGGCGCCCUAAUCUACCACCACUCCAUCUGCACCAAACUCAAUGGCUGUUAGGGCUGGGGUUGCAGGAGGAUAAGGGGUAAACCCGGAUGACCAAGGUCAUGGCUGGCCACUGACACUGACACCCAGGUCCCUGACCCCUCGGCUUGUGGGGGGGUCCUGUUCAUCCAGCCCUCCCUCUCCCUUUUUCUCCUUGUUUGCAGCUCUUUCCCUCCUCGUUACCCCUAAAAAUCCACCUUAGCCCUUCCGGGACUCCUGGGGACCAGAGUGACCAAUAACCCCUCAUUCUGCAGCUUUAAGGGCAAUGCUCACAGGGUAUUUUUGUCUACCUCACAUAUAUAGUUCUUAGGGCAAAAGAGAAUAUUUAUAUAGCUAAGAUAUAUGGGAAAGUAUUUAUGUUAUUUAUAUAGUUUCUGUCUCACAGGCAGCACAUGUGGAGUCUGUGUUUCCCCAGAAGCUUUCUGUCUGGGGAAACACAGCGUGGCCUGGCUGGGGCCCCCACUGAGUCAGAUGCCAGGUGGCUGGAGGAGGUCGCAUUAGCUCAGCGUCCCCGGUCUAUCUUGGAACUGGUGAGCGCGUUUCUCCUUUGUGAUAUGCCCUGCCGGCUUGAUCUGGAUCCUCCUUGUGAAGCCUUUGUAGAGUCUUUGCUCCGCUGGGUCCCAGGCCCACUUCUGUAGCGCUGGCAAGAAUAUUUUGCUGGUAAUAAUAAUGAAAGCAUGGAUGACCACACCUGGCAUUUGUAAAGCACUUUCCCUUUUUAGAAACACUUUUAUCUCUUUAAUCUCUCGAUUGAUUUCUCCAUUAUCCUUGGGAGGUGGUUGCGGCUACAUUCCUGUACCCAUCUUUGAGAUGAGGCCCAGAGAGGGAGGUCUGUGCUCAAAGUCACACAGCAGGGAACUGUUCCACGAAGAUUUCCGGAAUGUCUACACGGACCUGGCCACUGGGGGAGCUGACUUACCUUGAGGCUGGGAGCCAAAGCCUAAACAGCAGCCCAAGCCCCAGAACUCAGGGAAGCGGCUUCUUUCCUCAUUGUGUGAUUCCUGCCCUCGGAGUCUGGACGGCAUCUCAGUAUUUCCAAACGGAGCCCCAUUUCUGGGCCUAGAAGUGCCUGAGAGGCCUGGCGAGGCCAUAGAAGUCCUUCCCAGGGGCUCUUUUGUUACAUCACCCAAGAAGGCUGGGCUGCAUCACUGGGCCCCUCCAGAGGAGUUUUAUUUGCUCUUAUUUGAAAUUUUCGUUUUUAGGAUAUAUUGUUUCCCACUGGAUUUCUGUGCUGUUGUCUUUUUCCUUGAAAAAUCAGCCCCACUGAUAAACUGGGCCUUCUCUCCCAACUGGCUGCAGUAAGCCAGUGCAAGGGAUAGGAUGCAUGGGGGGGUCUCCAAUUUACCAAAUGCCCCCUGCCCCAGGCCUCCACACUCAUGGAUGUCCUUGCAGGGCUGUCCUGGGCACACAGAGUCUGCCUCCUGCUCUAGUUAACCCCAGGGGCCCCAGAAUCCUCUAUUGCCUGGCAGACAGAUGGACAGACAGACCCAUGCUAGCCUUGAAGUUUUAUUUCUUGCUUUACAAAGUUUCCUUUCCCCCAAACCACGAACUUCCAUGGCUUUUCGUCCCAGCACACUUCAGAAUUACAAAGGCAGCUAUCAGGUGUCCAGGGCCCACUCGUCCAUCCAUGAUUAUUCGUGAUGUUCCUGUCAAAUGCCAGGCACCCUCCUGGGUGCGGGGGUACAGCAAUGUCUAAGGCCAAGUGGGACUGACGGCCUGGUGGUGGAAAGACAGCCAAUAAAAAACUACGUGCCA